AUGAAUAUCAUCAAGAAAACAACGGAACAUCUACAUCCUGGCCAGGUUCCUGUGAUAGCUGUUGAUCAACCAUUGUUUGCCGUGGCAAAGCAAAUACAAUGGAACUGGCCGCAAACCCACGGUGAGCAAAACUUUGUCAUUCUACUUGGUGGUCUACACAUCGAGAUGGUAGCCUUGAAAAUGCUCGGUGAUUGGUUGGAAGACAGUCGCUGGACAAGUGCGCUGGUAGAGGCAGGGAUUGCGAACCCAGGAAUGGCAAAUUCAUUCGCCAAGGCCUUGAAUGUCAAGCGUGCAAGGUGUGCUCAUCAGCUAACAGCAAGUGCGUUGUAUGCAUUGCUCAACAAAAGCAUAUGCCGAGAGAGAAGAAGAAAUGGCAUUGGAACAUACUCCAUCCUUCGACAAAUGGUGCGAAGAAAGGAUGUCAAGUUCACUGCACUUUCAGUUCUAGCAUAUUGCAUUACAACUGGAAUUACUUUACUUGGUAUUUGUGCGCUCAUUUCGAGAAUCAGAUUUCGAGUUGUAUCUAGAUUUCGAGUUGUAUCUAAAUUAGCAGCUUGGUGUUUUGCUUUAGAUCACACAAAUUACGCCAGAUGGCUUCCAAUCCACUUGCAGGACAUGCUGUCCCUUGAAGAAAAGCAUCCAUAUAUGUAUAUCAUCAGUUCCUGAACAAUGGAUUCGUUGUUCAGAAGAUGUCAAGAAGGUUCUCAUCAAUAGCUGUUGAUCAAGCCCACAAACAAAACAAUACAUUGGUUAAAGGAGAUGGGGGAGAUAUCGGGCUCACAGAGAACCCUGGUGCACUUCGUCUGUGGAUGAUUUCAGGACCUGAAAUUGCGAGAAUGAUUACAGAGUUUGAAGAUGAUACAGCGUUUAUCACAGACGAGAAGACAGAUCAAGCAAAGCACCACGAAGAGAGACACAGAGUUCAAAUCUCAUUUGCUAAGGAUGUCAAAGCAUUAGUCCAUGUAAUGGAAGAUAUGGGUAAUCCAUUCUUAGAGGAAAGUGCCGAUCUACUUGUUCUGGUCACUAGGACUAUAGCAGAUGCCUCCAUGGUUGCAACCGUGCAUCAAAUUGAAGCUGUUGGUUAAGAUCAACUGGAUACAUAUUUCAAGGAAUGUUUGACCGAAGAAAAACGAAGCAUAUGUGAGCCGAUCAAGAAGAAUAAAUAUAAGUUAUUUAGCAGUCCACCUCCAAAGAUCCCUUCAAAGGACAAGCAACAGAUAGCAAUGCUCAAGAGUGACUGUGGCCUCUAUUCCAGAUUAUACAUUGCUUGUCAAACAAGAGACGGUGAUUUGGACAAAUUUUUUGAGCAUGAAAAUCAAGGUUGUCCACCAUCACUGUCGCAACAUGGUAAUCUGUGUUUGCCAGGAAACAAGUCAGAUCUGCUGCAGUGCACAGGAGCAGUCAUUCCUGUUGUCACUGAUUCUCCAAACUCUAUAGAUGUCACUAUUAUAGACAGCGCCGCUGCAAUUAACAUGCUUAAACCCACGCCCGCAGUGAAAACCUUCCACGAUUAUGCUGAACAUGUGUUUAUUCCUUACAUCAAAGGACAGUUACAGCACACAAAGAGAUUUGAUGUAGUAUGGGAUGAGUAUACACCAAAUAGCCUAAAAGAAACGAGGAAAAAACGUGGAAGAGGCAUCCGCAGAAGGGUCCAGUCAUCAACAAAGCUGCCAAGCAAAUGGCAUGAAUUUCUCCGAGUGAAUGAAAAUAUGACGGAAUUAUUUGCAUUUUUGGCAAACCACAUCCUUUCCGCUGAUUUUGGAAGUAACAAGCAGGUUAUCAGUAACCAUCGGUCAACAAGUUCUCUGCAAUCUGCCUUGUGA
This is a messenger RNA of Paramuricea clavata, 1823 nucleotides long. NCBI's taxonomy places the organism in Eukaryota, Metazoa, Cnidaria, Anthozoa, Malacalcyonacea, Plexauridae. The record is from the annotation of a GenBank genome assembly.